AUGUCGGCGCCAUCCUCGACGGCAGCACCGCCCAAGAACUGGCCCAGCUCCGUGACAUAUCUCACAAAACCUCACAUCCCACCACAUCUGGCGGCCUCUGCAAUCCAAAUCUCCACACCAGGGCCAUACGUCACCAUCACACCACUCCCAAAAACACCCAGCACACUGGUCCGCAUCACUCCCAUAACCACACCGUGCCACCCGGCGCACGGCCAAGCCGGGCUGUUCGCAUCGACCGCGCUGGGCCCCGACUCAUUCAUCCUGUUCUACCUGGGCGCCGUGCACGACAGCAGCACGACAGAUCCGACAUCGGACUACGACCUCAGCCUCGACCGCGAGCUGGACCUGUCCGUCGACGCGACGCGGUACGGCAACGAAGCGCGCUUCAUCAACGACUACCGCGGCGUCAGGGCCGAGGGACCGAAUGCCGAGUUCCGCGACUGUGUCGUGCAAGUUGCGACGGGUCGGUGGGAGAGGCGUAUUGGCGUUUUCGUCUUGAGUAGAGGGAGGGGAAAGGGCGGGAGAGCACUGGGGAUCAAGAAGGGAGAGGAGAUUGUGGUUAGUUAUGGGAAGGGGUUCUGGGAUGCGAGGAGGGUAGAGGCUGAUGUUGGUGCUGUCGCUGAUGGAGUCAGUUAG
Molecule: messenger RNA, 636 nt
Organism: Exophiala bonariae
Lineage: Eukaryota; Fungi; Ascomycota; Eurotiomycetes; Chaetothyriales; Herpotrichiellaceae
Exons: 1
Coding region: 1-636 (211 amino acids)
Molecular function (GO): protein binding
Source: RefSeq, a predicted model, not a curated record